Molecule: messenger RNA, 342 nt
Organism: Protopolystoma xenopodis
Lineage: Eukaryota; Metazoa; Platyhelminthes; Monogenea; Polystomatidea; Polystomatidae
Source: the annotation of a GenBank genome assembly
AUGGCAAGACUGGCUAAUGAUGCCGGUGAGACGUGUGGCAAUGUACCAAGUCCACGGUCCGACUCUGGAAAUGAUCAUGCAUACUAUGGACUCGGGACAAGGGUAGUAGAAUGGUCCCACAAUGAUAUAAGUAGAACUGAUGUUACCAUUCAAUUUCACAUAGCCUUGCUUUCCCAAAAGUUGUUCUCCUCCCGGCUGGAGUGGACUGAAGUUUCGACCUCGCCUCGUUCUUAUCAACACCCCCAGCGGGAGUCGAACCGUGUUAGUGCAGAAUGUGAGCUCGACGCGUUAACCACUCGGCCACAUUGCCUUGAGCGUUAUUGUGUCACAGGGCAGGUGUGA